UGCCAGCCCCUGAGCAGACCCCAAUGGUAGAGGAGGGGCUACCACGGACAACACAGGAAACUUCCACAGGCCCAGGCAUGGAACCAGAGACUACUGCCACUACCAUUUUAGCUUCUGUCAAGGAACAGGAGCUCCAAUUUCAAAGACUUACCAGAGAACUGGAAGUGGAAAGGCAAAUUGUGGCUAAUCAGCUAGAAAGAUGUAGGCUUGGAGCAGAAUCACCAAGUGUCGCCAGCACAAGCUCUACUGAGAAGUCAUUUCCUUGGAGAUCGUCAGAUCCUCCGACCACCGGUGUAAGCAAACCCCAGGUGUCAGAGAGUGUUCAUACCAAUGCCUAUGACAUUAGGACAGAACCAGAACAAGGGAACCUCUACUCACCAGAGCAGACAUCUCUUCAUGAAAGGUCUGUAGGUAACUCAAGAAGUUCAACGCAAAUGAAUUCUUACUCUGAUAGUGGCUACCAGGAGGUCAGCAGUUUCCAUAACAGCCAAAACUUGAGCAAACCGGAAAACAGACAGCAGCAUUCCCUCGUUGGAACCACUGAUAACCAUUUGGCGAGAAGCUCGCGAGCUGAAGGGCAGACCUCAGUCCAGCCUUCAGUAAAUAUUUCUACCAACCGAGUCAUGAGACGAGUCAGUUCAGUCCCAUCCAGAGCACAGUCUCCCUCUUACAUGGUCAGCACAGGCGUUUCCCCGUCAAGGGGCUCGCUGCGAACGUCCCUGGGUAGCGGGUACGGUUCUCCGUCGGUGACCGAGCACAGAUCCCUCACUUCCCACGCGUAUUCAUCCACUACUCUGCCGGUGCAGCGUGCAGCAUCCCCGUACGCUGCCCAGAGACCAGCCUCCCCAACGGCUGUGCGGCGCAUCGCCUCCGUUACGUCCCGACAGACGGCCAACCCCAACGGCGGGACCUCCCAGUACCAGACAUCGGUCAGAGUUGGCUCUCCUCUGGCCCUUACUGACGUACAAACCAGAGUAGCUUCUCCAUCUCAGACUCAGCUGGGGUCUUCUUCCCCGAAGCGUUCUGGCAUGGCUGCGGUUCCACAGCAUUUGGGAACAACGCUGCAGAGAACAAGCCAUGAUGUCGAACAGUAUGGGCAGCAGUAUGACAUAUAUGAGAGAAUGGUCCCUCCACGUCCGGAUAGCCUUACAGGCCUGAGGAGUUCAUAUGCCAGUCAACACAGUCAACUAGGGCAGGAAUUACGAUCAGCUGUGUCUCCUGACUUGCACAUCACCCCUAUCUAUGAAGGCAGAACUUACUACAGCCCUGUGUACCGUAGCCCGAAUCAUGGAACGGUUGAGCUCCACCAGGGAUCCCAGUCAGCACUGUAUCGAACUGGGUCAGGAGUCGGAAACCUGCAGCGGUCAUCCAGCCAGCGGAGCACGCUCACGUACCAAAGGAACAAUUACGCUCUGAGCACGGCAGCCGCCUACGCGGAGCCCUACCGGCCGGUGCCGUACCGGCUGUCGGAGCCCGGCUACAGCAGGCUGCAGCACGCCGCGCCGGCCGACGACGGCACCACGCGGUCCCCGUCCAUAGACAGCAUUCAGAAGGACCCCAGGGAGUUUGCUUGGCGAGACCCGGAGCUGCCUGAAGUCAUUCACAUGCUGCAGCACCAGUUCCCGUCGGUGCAGGCGAACGCAGCCGCCUACCUCCAGCACCUGUGCUUCGGAGACAACAAAGUGAAAAUGGAGGUACUGUGCCGGCUGCACUUCCCUCCCCGGGGAAGCCAGGAAAGGAAAACCAGACCUUUCACCUCUUUGGGGCGUUUUCCAUCAUAA
Tauraco erythrolophus (red-crested turaco) is the source of this 1781-nucleotide messenger RNA. The record is from RefSeq and is a predicted model, not a curated record. NCBI's taxonomy places the organism in Eukaryota, Metazoa, Chordata, Aves, Musophagiformes, Musophagidae.